CGUGACACAAUGGCUUGAAAGGUGGAUGACGAGGGACUGCGGCGACGCGAUGGCUGCGGGCGCUGCCGGCGGGAUGGGCAUGGCCGGGUUUGGGGUCGGGGCCUUGCUAUGGGGCUGGGUGCUGCUGGGCUGUGUCUGGCGCCCGGGCCUACUGGGGGCCGACGCCUCUCGCAGUCACGGCCACGGCCACAGCCGCAGCUCCGCCCGCUCCGCAGCCAUCUACCCGCUGGACGACUCGCACGGGCUGGGCCGGGAGUUCGACGGCAUCGGGGCCGUGAGCGGCGGAGGGGCCACCUCUCGACUUCUUGUGAAUUACCCAGAGCCCUAUCGUUCUCAGAUCUUAGAUUUUCUAUUUAUGCCAAAUUUUGGUGCCUCUCUGCAUAUGCUCAAGGUUGAGAUUGGAGGUGAUGGUCAGUCAACAGAUGGUACUGAACCAUCUCACAUGCACUAUGAAAAUGAUGAGAACUAUUUCCGAGGCUAUGAGUGGUGGCUGAUGAAAGAAGCUAAAAAGAGGAACCCCAAUAUUAAAUUGAUUGGGUUACCAUGGGCAUUUCCUGGAUGGAUAGGGAGGGGUGAGAACUGGCCCUAUGAUUAUCCUGAUGUCACUGUUUACUAUAUUGUUUCCUGGAUCUGGGGUGCAAAGCAGUAUCAUGAUUUGGACAUCGAUUAUAUUGGGAUCUGGAAUGAAAGAUCAUUUAAUAGCAAAUAUAUCAAGCUGUUACGAUACACCUUGGAUAAACAUGACCUACAGCAUGUGAGGAUCAUAGCCAGCGAUAGACUGUGGGAACCAAUUUCCAUUGCCAUGCUGUUUGACUCUGAGCUCCAUAGAGUGAUCGAUAUUAUAGGGGCUCAUUACCCUGGUACAAAAACAGUGGAUGCAGCCUUGUUGACUAAGAAGAAACUGUGGUCUUCAGAAGACUACAGCACUUUCAAUGAUGAAGUGGGUGCAGGCUGCUGGGCUCGGGUCAUGAACCAAAACUAUGUGAACGGGAACAUGUCUGCCACCAUUGCUUGGAAUUUGGUGUCCAGUUAUUAUGAAAAAUUGCCUUUUGGUCGAAAUGGAUUAAUGACUGCCCAAGAACCCUGGAGUGGCCAUUAUAAAGUAGAACCUCCUAUCUGGAUCACAGCACAUACAACCCAGUUCACCCAACCAGGCUGGACCUAUCUGCAGGCGGAUGGACACUUAAAAAAAGGUGGCAGCUAUGUAGCUCUGACCGAUGGCCUAGGCAAUCUUACUAUCAUCAUUGAAACUAUGACUCAUAACCACUCUGAAUGUAUCAGACCCCGACUACUUCCUUUCAGUGUGUCAUCUCAGAUAGCAACUUUCUACCUCAAAGGAUCCUUUCAUAAAGUAAAGGCACUUCAAGUAUGGUAUUCGAAGCUUGAUUUUGGAUCUGCAAAUUCCACCCUAUUCCAGCCACUCAGUCCUAUAGAGGUUUUUGAAGGAACAUUUACUUUAAAUCUGGAUGUGGAUGAAGUCUAUACUUUAACCACCCUCAAGACAGGCCAGAAGUGUAUGUACAAGGAACCUCCCCCAUCACAGCCUUUUCCUUCAAAUUACAAGGAUGAUUUCAAUAUCCGUAACCCAGCUUUUAGUGAAGCUCCGAAUUUUGCAGACCAGACUGGAGUAUUUGAGUAUUUUGUCAACACUUCUGACCCUGGGGAUCACAUCUACACACUUCGCCAAGUGGUGGUUCAGCGACCUAUUACUUGGGCUUCUGAUGCAGACCAGACCAUCAGUAUCAUUGGAGACUUCAACUGGGUAAAUAUGACAAUAACUUGUGACAUCUAUAUAGAACGCCCACAUGAUGGUGGUGUGUUCAUUGCAGGAAGAGUAGAUAAUGGUGGAAUAUACGUUAGACGUACCAAAGGAAUAUUCUUCUGGGUGUUUGCAGAUGGUACAUACCGAGUCACUGGUGAUCUUGCUAGAAAAGUUGUUCUGAUGAAGGGGCUCGCUGGUGUCCGAGACAGAACUUGGCACACACUCACUCUGACUCUCAAGGGGUCUUCUGCUUCAGGGUGGCUGAAUGGCUAUCCUCUCUGGGAGAAUGUCCCUGCAUUUAAGCCAAGUAAUGGAUGGGCAGCUAUUGGCACACGUUCGUUUGAGUUUGCACAGUUUGAUAACUUCCAUGUUGAAGCCACUUGAUGUUUCUGGUCCACUGAGAAGCUUGUUCUCCUAUUACUACUUUUUGAAGCCAAUUCAUAUUGAAGGCAAUUUUAAAAUGAUCAUUUAAAAUGCUGUUUUGAGGUUUAUCUUUUGGCAGGAAAUCUGAAUUCUGUCCUAUUUUCUAAAAAUAUGCCUGCAAAGGAGUAAGCAUGUCAGUAAAUUAAUCACAAAGGUUCUCUGAUUUUUUUUUUUUGUUUUGUUUUUAUCCUGGACUAUCCAAUACUAAAUUUUGGUUUAAGAUAGAGAUGAGAUCCGAUUGUGGGUGCAAAUCUUUUUGCAUGUUGAGAUCUGAAUUUCCCAGCUUACUCAAGCUAUUUUAACAGGUUAAAAUGCAGUACAUAGAAGUCUUUUUAGAGCUUCAAUUUUAAAAUAUUUAUAUGGUUAUGGCACCAACUCCCUUCACCCUUCAGAUGAGAAUCAAAUACUAGAUAAUAAAAUGAAUCUCUUUGUCAAAUGACAGGGUUGUUCCCAUUUUCCCUUUCAACAAAGUACUUGGUUGCAUUAUAAUAUGAAGACACUUUUAUAUGUCCCCAAAAGUAGGCUGAAGCCGAGGCUGAGGAAGACGUGACUCAAGUGCAUCAGAAGUAAUUUUCACAGGUGUAGAUGAGACUAUAAAGGCUAGAAGUGAAAAAAAGUCUAAAGACAUCAUCAUUCAGCAGAAUGAAAAACACUGAUCAGGCCCUUUAGGAAGUGCCUUGUUUUUAAACUACCUCUUCCACUAACUUUCAACUUGCUACAUUUUCAUUAGUAGAACUGGAAGUCUACUUUAGCUGGCUGGAACCUUUCCUUUGAAUCUUUGUUUUGCUUCUUAAAUUAGUUACUUUUCCCUUACACCCACCUGGAAAAGCAGAUAUCUUGAUGUGUGCCAGGUGCCCAGAUAAUACAGGGAAGAGCUCAUAUAUAAAUACAGAUGAGCAAUUCUCUCAAGUAUUUGACUUUGGAAAAUGUUGGUCUGCUGGGUGAUAGGGAAAACUCCCCCUAGCAUACUGCCAAAGCAGUGUGAAAUGAAGAGGUCUCAUUCCAGAUGGAGAUGAUACAGCUCUGGAUAUUGAUAAAUGUAACACCUUUUUUUUUUUCCUUUUCAUGUUAGAGUAGGACUCUGAAGUAGGUCACCUGAAAGAGUUGCCUGUGUUCCUAGAAGUUUUUGAGCAUCUUUCACAUAUAACGUGAUGCUCUAAAGACUUGGAUUUGAUUUUUACUUUUGUUUUAGUUGCAUGCAUUGCUGGUGUUUUUGUAUUAGCAUUGUGCCCAUGAGCCUCAGUCAUGCAUUGGGACUCCAUUGUACUAGGCACUGCAAGCUUAGAACAAAGUGAGCUUCUGGGCUAGAAAGCUUACAAAAUCAAGUCUGAGAUGGCAGAUGGAUGACAAUAGACCAGGGACAAGGAAACAAUGGGACAAUGUUUAUUUGCUUAUUUAGCAGUUGUAUGGGCGCAAUAACAAGUAAACUGAAGUUCCAAGAGGGAUUUGAAGGAAGUUAUCCUUGAGGGAACAGACUUUAAUUAUGCUUUAAUAUUUCUACUUUCCAAGUGACUGCAUCAGCUGUGGAGUUUAUCCUUUUCAGGGUGGAUCAGAUCCUGAAGUAUAGAGUGAGAUGUUUGUAUUUUGCUACUCCAGGCUGUGUUUCUGGCAUUGUAUUUCUAUUUGUUGUUCUACUGGGGUCAGUUGACUGGAAGGGACUUCAGGUGUUAUCUAGUCCAAACCCUACACAAUUCCUAAACCAUCCCAGGCAUACCUCUUUGUCAUCUUAAUACCAUGGGGAAAUGGACAUUUGUCUUGUCAUGAUAUGAGGGAAAACCUUCCAGUUCUGCUAAUUGACUGACAUUUCAUAUUUCACUUCUGUUCUAACUGACAAACUCCUGAGUUGUUAAGGUGCUGAAACCUAUACAAGCUUACUUUCAAUAGGGCUGUCUCUUGUUUUGAGAGGCAGACCUAAACACAGAGUACACUUCUGAUCUACUCUUUGCUAAAAGAUGCAUUCUGCUAAACAGCUGAUUGUUCAGUCCCUGAGUGGUCAUUUAAAGCAGGCCACUUUUCAGGUUCAUAUUUUGCAGUUUGAAGGUGGCAAGUAUUUUGGCAAUUGCUUUUAGAGAGAGAUCUCAUGAUUCAUCACACUAGAACUAGAGUAGUUAUACUGACACUUCUAGUGGCUAGGUGUAUGUAAAGCAUUGCUUAUAAAGAGUCUCAUACAUUCAAGUAACUUUUAAACAAUAAGCUAGGACAUUAACCUUUAAAAAAAAAAAAAAAAAGUAAAACAGUGUCUCUAGUUGUAAUCGAACUCCUUUUUUUAAAUGGGUGAAAAAUAUUAAGCUGAAACUAAGAUGUAAAUAAUAACUGUCCUAUUUCCAGACAGACUUAAAUGGGAGCUCAAAUUUUCAGUUCUAAAAAAUUGGAUCACUUUUUAAAAAUACAUUUAGGCAUAACUUAAGUUGAAAAAUGUUCAAGCCAAACUUAAAAGGGAACUAGAAGUCCUUUUUUUUUUCUGACAGGAGAUUUGUGACAGAUUUCUUGGUAUCUCUGGCUAAAGGCUCAGUUUGUGAGGAUGAGGGACCAUCGAUAAUGUAACUGUUCCAAAGAAAGUAGAUCAAUUUUGAACUCUUCCCCAUCUCCCCCCCUUUCUUUUUUUUUUCUUCUUUUUUUUUUUUUGCACUAGUUUAUGACCAGUUGUACUGUCUUUAUUGUGUGCUAAAUGUAUUAUACAUGAUAACUGGGAAUAUUGUUUUUUAUAGUGUUUAUUUAUAAAAUGAAAAAUUGGGGAAUUCAAAUGUUCGAUUUUCAUGAAAACUGUUUUAGUGAAUUAAUGUUGCAUACUCAUCUUGCGCAUCUUUUACCUUCAGUAGACUGCAAUACACUUGGCAAAAGCAGAUAAGCUGUGAAAUGUUGCAGUGAGGGGCAGAUGUGUGUGUUUGAUUAUGAAUACUAAUCAUUCCAAAUGAGCAAAUAAAGCACUUUAAAAAUCUU
Molecule: messenger RNA, 5125 nt
Organism: Gavialis gangeticus (Gharial)
Lineage: Eukaryota; Metazoa; Chordata; Crocodylia; Gavialidae
Gene: GALC
Product: galactosylceramidase
Exons: 17
Coding region: 26-2146 (706 amino acids)
Biological process (GO): galactosylceramide catabolic process
Cellular component (GO): lysosome
Molecular function (GO): galactosylceramidase activity
Source: RefSeq, a predicted model, not a curated record